Messenger RNA from Rhagoletis zephyria (snowberry fruit fly), 1733 nucleotides. RefSeq lists its product as uncharacterized. The record is from RefSeq and is a predicted model, not a curated record. Gene Ontology annotation, molecular function: transmembrane monodehydroascorbate reductase activity. Lineage: Eukaryota; Metazoa; Arthropoda; Insecta; Diptera; Tephritidae.
GACCGAUAUCGGCUAAAAUCGUACAGAUUUCUGACUAUGUUGCUAGCUGGGUAUGUUUGUUUGUGUAUUGCUUACCUUUUGUAUUUGUUUGUUGACAGGUAUUUGUUUAUUUACACAGUUUAAAAUGUGUGUACAUAUGUUCCUAAAAUACUUGGGGCCUGCGGCACAUUAUACAUACGAAUAUAAUACGUAUGUAUGUACAUAUGUAUGUAUGUAUAUAAUGUGUAUAAUUUUUAUUUUAUCUAAAAAAAAGUAAUUGAUAAGCGCCUGACCACUAACAACGCAUGGCAACAAAUAUAUUAAAUAUAAACAUAUCUAAAUGCCUACAUUAAUGCAGAUAUGUACGUAUGUAUGUAACUACAUGAUAUCUACAUAUUUACAUAUGUAUAUGAUAUGUAUUAAUUAUCUAUUGUGAUUUAAUCAGAGGCUACAAUUAAUCGCGUACGUGAGCAAACAAUAAUAUAAGACAUUAUUUAAAAGCCAUCAUUUUUAACGCAGGAGCUGAGAAAUCAAUUAACUUUCUACCAUAAAACAUUCACCGUUUGGAGUUGUCAAUUGAAAGACAAUUUAAAGUGAAAACGUUUUCCUCUUUAUGUGAAUAUAAAGAUACGAAACGGUGAAAAGUAAAAAAGUGAUUUUCAAAAAUGACUGCUGUGGAUUCUAAAUCUGCAGAACGUUCUCUUUGGGAAAAUAUUUUGCAGCGAAUAGAGAUUUUUAUGUGGGUUUUAAAUCAAGCCUGUAUUGGAUUUGUAACGAUUUACAUGUUUUGGAUAUGUAUUUACAAAGGCAUGGGUACUAUGGAAUUACAUGCCUUCCUAGUAACCAUUGGGUUCUCUCUACUCAUGGCCGAAGGCAUAAUGUGUCAUUAUAGUAUUAACCCAUUAACAAAUGGUUUUAAACGCAAAACUAAAACUACCAUUCAUUGGGUACUACUCACAUUGGGCGGCGGUUGUGGUGUUGCCGGCUGUCUUGUUAUGAUAGUUAUAGUAAAACUAAAUAUGGAUCAAUUGCACAACAGACUGGGUUUCGCUGCUUUUAUUCUCUGUCUAAUCAGCAUGCUGUCCGGCUUGAGUGCCCUCUUUUCAAGUUAUUUACGUCGCAUUCUAAGUCCUUUACUAAAUAAAGGUUUUCACAAUUUAGUGGGAUUUGGUACAUUCUUAACGGCGCUGCUUGCACAAUAUUACGGUUACGAAUUCUUCCAUUCAAGUAUUAUAUGGUCAUUUAUAAAUGUACUACAAGUGGUGACCCUUGUCUCGCUAGUACUCACUUCCAUAGGCCCGCUUAAGGCACUUUAUCAGAAAAUCUCAAGUUAUUUUGAUUGAAUUAGACGUUAUCUAGUUUAGAAGCCAGGUAUCAAUGUAAGUGAUCAAAGUAGUUGUGAAGUAUUUUAGUUGUAAUUUUUUUUUUUGUAAAUACGAGUACAUUAUCAAGUUCAAGUAUAUGUAUAUAUAUAUCUAUCUAUGAAUGCAUGUAUUUGUACUAUACAUCAUUCAUUUUAUUCAUAAGAUUUGUAGAUAAGUGAAUAUUUUAUAGUUAAAAAGUAGUUUUGUAAUGUCGUAAUAAAAGGGAAUUUUAAUUUACUAAUACACCUUAUGUUUUGCACAUUAGGAUGCCUCGUUAGAAACAAUGCAGUGCACCAAAGUGAAUCAUUAGAUUUGGCUUAUUUAUGGCCCUUUUUAAUAUUGUUUUAAAGCUCGAUUUGUGAAUUGAGCUAAGUUGAAAAUGCGUCCCAA